This is a messenger RNA of Diaporthe citri, 1008 nucleotides long. RefSeq lists its product as uncharacterized. The coding region runs from base 1 to 1008 and encodes 335 amino acids. Lineage: Eukaryota; Fungi; Ascomycota; Sordariomycetes; Diaporthales; Diaporthaceae. The transcript is spliced from 4 exons. The record is from RefSeq and is a predicted model, not a curated record. Gene Ontology annotation, molecular function: heme binding.
AUGGAGGCCGUUAACAAAGCCGCCAACACCGUCACAGAUGCCGCGGCAAAUGCAUACAACGAUGUCGAAGCCGCACUCUCAACCGCACCACCAAGCGACCAGUACCUCGCCUGGAAUGCCACAGGCGUCGAACAUGUCAAGCACGCCUACCGUGCAACACACGUCAAAACGCAAGGAAUUGUCAAAGGAACCCUGACCGUCCUGCCAAACCUCCCAGCUCACCUGCAACAAGGCCUUUUCAAAACCCCUGGGAGAUCAUACGACGUCGCCGCACGCUACUCAAGCGAACCCGUAUUCCUUCAAGCAGAUCAAGAACCCGGCCCUCGCGGACUAGGACUACGCAUCUUUGGCAUUGAAGGUGAAAGGUUGCCAUCCGCAGACCAGGAAGCCCUGACCCAGGACCUUUUUUUCAACAAUGCGCCCAUGAUCGAACUGACGGAUAUCGAAACAUGUCUGGAGAUCAUGCAGUUGCGUGAAAACGCGCCGUUCAUGCUACCCAACACGAACAUGAUCAGCCACAGCUUCUACACACAGAGUGCUUUCAGGUUUGGACAGUGGUAUGGGCACAUUGGACUGUUUCCGGUCAAUGAUGAGAUGACUUCCAAAAAAGAGAAGGUGAAGAGUGGAGACUCGAGGGAGCGGUUGAGAGAGUGGCUGGCUGAAUACUUCAGAGAACACGGAGCGAAGUAUGAGCUCAAGACCCAACUCGGCACAGAUCCCUCGCACCACCCCACCGAAGACGGCUCAGUAGUAUGGGACGAAGCAACUGCGCCUUACCAGACCAUCGCCACAGUAGAGUUUCCGCCUCAAGAUGCAUUGAGUGAUGAGCGCCGGACGUUCUGGGAAGACAAGAUGAAGCUAAAUCCCUGGAAUGCACUAGCAGAGCAUCAGCUUCUGGGCAGUAUCAACAGGCUGAGGGAGAUCGUGUAUGAGAUGAGCAGGAAGAAGAGAGAGCAGACCAAUGCGGUGCCGACAAAGAUGGUGAACAGCGUUGACGAGAUUCCUUGA